AUGCGACAGGUGAAGGACCUGGUGACGGCGCAGCCGGUGAUGACGCCGCUGUGGGCGGCGCCAGAGGUGGUGCGGCACGAGCGCGCCAGCAUCAAGGCGGACAUCUGGUCAUACGGCAUCAUCCUGUGGGAGCUGGUGUCAGGCGAGGACAUCACCAGCUACCAGCCCUUCUCCAUCAGCAGGCAGAUGGGCGCCGGCGCCAGCGGCCGCGCGCUGUCGCUCCCGGCGCGCUGCCCGGCCAUCGCGCGGAGGAUCUUCACUGCGUGCACCCAGAUGGACCCGGAAAAGCGCCCGACCGCCUUCCAGCUGGUGGAGUGGCUGCGCGCGGACGCGGCCGGCGGCAGCGCGGGCGGCGCGGGCAGCGCGGCGGCGACGGCGGCGCCGGGCGCUGGGGUCGGCGGUGGCGGCGGCGAGGGGAAGCGGUAG
Messenger RNA from Monoraphidium neglectum, 426 nucleotides. Its product is annotated as Mitogen-activated protein kinase kinase kinase 12. The transcript has 2 exons. Bases 1 to 426 code for a protein of 141 amino acids. Gene Ontology annotation, biological process: protein phosphorylation. Gene Ontology annotation, molecular function: protein kinase activity; ATP binding. NCBI's taxonomy places the organism in Eukaryota, Viridiplantae, Chlorophyta, Chlorophyceae, Sphaeropleales, Selenastraceae. The record is from RefSeq and is a predicted model, not a curated record.